GCAGACAUUUGGACAGCGCUUUUUGCGGUCGCAGUAGGGACAACAGACCUCACACUCAGCGCGCAUACACACAGACACAGUGAGACGCGCAAACGAAAAAGAAAAAUCUCUUUGUUGGCUUUAUUAAUCCCCACAGCCUUCAACAGGCUCAUGGAGAGCGGAGCCCUGCUUGUCCGCACCAGGGGCAGGUUUAUCGGAUGCCUUUCGCCACAGCAGCGCCGUUUCUUUUCCAUUCAGGAUUAAUUGGUUGACCAAUGGCUCCAAAACAUGUGCUCCUCUCCAACAGCGGCAGCAGUGACCCCGGGGUUGGAGGGGUAAGAAACAAAAGGGACCUCCGCUCUUCCUCUCCGAGGGCAUGGAUCCUGAAUGCGGGGAUGGUGGCCGUCUGUUCGCCGAGUAACGGGAAGAGGACGCGAGCGCCGUUUGGGAUGCUGGCCCGGUGGUUUGUGGCCAUCGGCGCGGUGCUGAUGCUGAUGCUGCAGAGCACCUUGGCCGCUGACGUUGACAGAGGUCACCAUGAGUCACUGAGACGGGCUAUCUUGCCUUUGGACCCCACAGUGCCCUCCAACUUCUCAGCCAACCCGAGGACUGGAGAGAGAGGUGGGGCAAACGACAAAGUUGCUCGACCCGGACCUGGAGCUGGACAUAAAGCCGGACCCAGAGCUGAACCCAGAGCCUGGCCUGAGGGUAAAGUGUUUGCUGAAACAGAAGCAGGAGGCCAUGCCGGGGCAGUUGAUGAAGUCCUUGCUGAGACUGGAAAUAUGAUGGGAACCAGCACCUGGGCUGAAAUAAGGGCUGAAUGGAGUCCGGUGGAUGGAGAAGGGGAUGACCUGCCAAGCAUGCCCAAGGACCCAGCUGCCUGGAUGGGGCAGCAGAGGCUGCAGGCGCACGAAAAGAGCCAAAGAGAGCAGGCAACCAUCUCACCAGUCCCCACCAUACUGGCAGAGAAAGCGGAGCUGCAGGCACUAGCAUUGAAAAAACCUUUAGGACUGCUGUCUAAAGCUGCUUGGACCACCAAAAGCUCUUCUUCAUCGUCAUCCAAGGCCUCCUCCUCUUCCUCCUCCUCAUUUACAACAAAAGCAUCCUCUUUGCCUUCUUCCACCUCUUCCUCCCCCUCUCCAGGCAGUGAAAGAGACAGUGAGACAGCAAGAUCAGACAACGUCUCUCUGAAUGUUGUCAGCAGCAACUCCUCCAACACCAAUAGCAGCUCAAGUUUGGAAGAGUCAGUGAGCAGCCUGCCAGCCUGGGAUCUCCCAACUGUCCACGAGUCACUCCUGUCCACAGUGGGCGACCACGACAUCACACUUCUUGCCAACAUCACCAGCCCUUUCUCCACCCAUCAAUGGAACACCACCAUGCCUUCGCGCACCAGAAACACCUCACAGCACACAACAACAUUAACCACAACCCUAAACACAUCUCUAUCACCCACCACCUCAACUUUACCGCUAUUCACUACAGCAAGAUCCCAAACACCAUCAGGGUCCACUACGGGUUCUCAAACCACACAGCAGGACACUGUGACCAAUGACAGCCUUCCACUGACUACAGUAACUGCAAGAACGCCCUUAAUGACCACUCUUUCUGUGACCACUGCUGAGAUGAUGACACAGGUGGUGACCACUGGGAGCUCUGUAACUGAAUCACCAAAUACCACAGCUGCUACCACCACACAGCAAACAACAAGCCUCAAACCGACCACAGCGUCCACUCAGCCUACAACCACCACUACAACCACACUUGCCACUACUACCACCACUACUACGACCCCCCCUACCACCACCACUACAACCACCAUCGCCACCACUACUCCUCCCCCAACCACUACUACAACUACUACACCUGCAACUACCACUUCUACCACCACCACUACUACUACCACUACAACAACAACAACAACAACAACAAAGGUACCUGCCACCACUAUGUUCAUCCCGAUGACGUCACCUCCCACCACGACCACUGAACCUCUGUCCAGUACAAGCGCAGAGGAAAGUCCUCUACCAUGCAACGUGACCGAGAAGUACUGGGUCAGAACAGUUCUGUCGAUUGAGCUGCGUAGGAACCGGCUGGAUCUGAUCCUGAAACAGAACCUCUCUAAAGGACUGAGCCAUGCCCUGCAGAGAGCCCUGAAUGACUCCACAGCCUAUGCACAGGUGGAACACGAUGAAAGCAGUCCCCACAACGUGACGCUGAGUUACUACGUCACUAGCGGCAAAACUGUCUACAUUACCUCCUUGGUGGUUGAGGCACUGCAUGUUUACGGUUUUGAUAAGCUCCUGUCGGACAUCCGGCAGCACACCCCGUUGGUUAAGGCAGUUCUGGUUCCUGUGGCAACCUGGGUGCCCGCUCCAAGUAUUCACCUGCAGCUGAAAACAGUGCUGCGAUUCGUCGGCCCAACAGAUAACAUCUACUCCUGCAGUUUUGUCCAGAUUUUGGAGCAGAGGCUAGAAAACGCCUUUGACGAGGCUCAAGACAAAGUGCUGGAGACCUACAACAAGCUCACUGUGGAGAUCCAAAGUGUAUCCCAGGACCCAGGCUCUCCAUCAGUCUCACUGGUGUAUGUGGUGAAGAACCAGGGUGCCAUUCUCAACGGGACGAUCUCCAGCGGCCUUCUCAACCAGCUGACCGCCGAGCUGGUUGGAUACUUUCUGUUCUACCCACCCAUGAUCAUUGCUGAGCCCCUCGAAUACCAUAAUCUCAACACGUCAAUGGCAACCAAGAAAUAUUGGGUGAUAACAGUGAUCCAAGAUGUGGACAGCUCCUCCCUGGAGGCCAACUACCAGAGCUUUGCAAACCUGAUGGAGCAGCGGCUGGCUGAGCUUUUCCUGGUGGCCGGCAGGCAGGGCCCUCGGACGGCACGAUCUCGGCGGGCCACCACCGUGGGGAGCUACACUGUACAGAUGGUGAGCAUGCGUCGACUGCCUGGUCCCAAGAACCCAGCAGAAAUGACCUAUUUUGCACAGCAGAAUGGAGCACCCAUCACUGGCACCACCGCUGCCAAGACCCUUAGCAGUCUGGACUCGCAGACCAUGGCUUUGACACUGGGAUACUUUGUCCAAGUGCAGGCUGAAUCUGUGGUAAAGACGCCGCCCAGCAACCUGUGGAUCAUGGCUGUUCUAACGCCCCUCUUCCUGUUGAUGGUGGUGAUUGGUAUGGUGUCCUUCCUUCUGUGUAAGAGGAACAGGGUCAUCUUUAAAGCUGGCGCCUUUAGGACCUUCAAAACUCGCUCCAAGACGUCGUAUCGAAGGGAGGGCAGCUACCACCACCAGCCUGUCCAGGGCUUUGACUACGCCAAGAAGCACAUGGGUCGAACGGGUGAUAAGGCUAUCUCCGUUACCAAGGAGACGCUGGUGCUGGGGCUGCCUGUACGAGAUCCUCCACUUUCACUGUCAUUGGACAAGAAGGUCCAUCAGGAUGGUACCGUCAGCAAGAUGCCUCCAUCUGCUGACAUACACAAAGGAGGCCGGUUGCCAAGUGAGGAGGACGGCUCUGUGUCAAGUAAGGGCUCUGGGAAGCUGAACACCAGCAAGACCUCCUCAGCCCGAAGGACGGCGACCAGCAGCAGCAGCAAGAACGGCAAGGAGGAGCUUCACAAGAGGAGCCCCAAUGACCCAUACGAAGAUCAUUCAGGCUCUCUGCGUCUUAUCACCAUUAAACCCAUGACUGCUCAGCCAACAUACUCCUAUCCCUCCUCCUCAUCCCACAGCCAAGACUCUGUGGUCCUCAAUGUGGAGGCAAACCACGGUGGACUGAAACAAAAGUCUGACAUUGAGCACUACAGGAACAAACUGCGGCAGAAGGCCCGGAGGAAGGGCUACGGAGAGUUCUCUCUGUCUGAGGGUGGCGGCCAUGGUUACAGUCACCAUGACACCAGGCACAGUCGGCACGACGGCGGGGUCAAGGAGCCAAUGACUGCUGAGGAAAAGAGGGCAUCGUUCGCAGGAUGUCAUAAGAGGUACUCACACCCACGGGAGCCCACCUACUGGAGCCGGCAGUCUCUGAGCAGCCCAAGCCCAGUAGAAACAGAGAUGGACCUGCUGGUGCUGAGAGAAAGAUCCAGGAGAGGCAUCCGGAACAACGGCUACGAUGGCGAACCAGAACCGUUUGAGGAGACCAAUGUGGAUCGUUUGAUGAGCUCUCUGGGUUAUGGAGGUGGCACAGGGAAUGGCAGCCUUGGGGUGAAAGCUCACCGUGGCUCCGACUCCUCCACACUCAGCUCUCAGCCUUCCAUUGAUGAGGUCCGCACGCAGAUGCAUAUGUUGCUUGGCAACGCCUUCAGCCUGGCACCUCCAGACCAUGCCCCCCCUUCUCCUCCAACCAAGAGCCACUACCAUCACUACCAUCAUGCCCACAGAGCCUACAACCCGUCCCACACCAGCCACUACAGUGACGGGGUGACCAGCGCCCCAGGGACCAUGAACCAUCCCUGUGGAGGCAGGCAGAGAAGUGCAGGCUAUGAGGACAUGCACCAGUGUAGCUUGCCCAAACCGGGUUUUCGGUUCACCCAGCUUCCUGAUAUGGGCAUCGGGUCUCCCCCGCCACUGAUCCCCUCAAGACCAGGACCACCACUUGGAACCUCAUUACGACGUUCCACCCCUGAUGUUAGUCUGAAGCCCCGUGUGUCAGAGGCCUCAGACCUGCAGGCUCAGCAGCACAACGGUGCCCCGUACCUGCCGCUGUCCAGGACCCCCUUCCCUGCUGUCACUGUCGACCAGUCCAUCAGCACCUACUCAGGAAACCCAAUAACAGCAGUCUACGCUAUAUCGGCCAACCGCCCUGGUUACUCAGACUACUUUGUCAUGUCACCGCCGGCCUCAUACCGUAGCCCAUCCUGGAUGUCCUACCCACCUGAGCCUGAAGACCUGCCACGCCAUUGGAACGACACACCAAACUCACGUCAUCUUGAAACCAUCUGUUAAAGUUGUCUGCCUGUGACAUUGAAUGGAAACAGCCGAUAGCUUGGUGUCUCUUUGGAUGGGCAGAAGAGCUCCCUCUCACUGAAAACUCCCUGGAGCUAUUUUAUCCCUCCUUCACUUUGGCCCGGAUUUCCUCCUGUCUGAUUUAUUCAUCAAAGGUGGACACGCCUCCACUACCACCUUAUCCCUACCUCCUCCUCUUUCUGCUGGGCUGGCCUCCUUGUAUCUCGCUUCAUCUGCUGCUCAUAGUGUUUCUCAUCCUCCAAAACUCCAAUGUCCCAUAAGCCCCUUCACCUGGUCAAAGCUCUGCUUUAAUCUCCUUACCAAUGUAAAUGUUCAGCCAUAUUUCUCUAUCUUUCUGUAUUUUCUCUGAGCCCCUGGCCUCACUGACCGUAACAGGACCCUCUGGGCCCCUAGUCACUAUCUCUUUGUACACUGCCUCCUCUGUGGUAACCACCAUUGUACAGCAAGAGGCCCCUCACAGUGCUGAACUGAACUGAGCUGAGCUACGUGAAGCUAUACUGUGCUUCCCUGUGUAAUAACAUGUGCAGUAUGGAUGAACAGGGUGAGUACAUUUUAAAUAGUUCUCUGCCCCAGCAGUCAUCGCACAGUAGCUGCAUCUGCAAAGCACACGAACGCUGCGUUAUCAGUAUCGUAGUGCCCCAGCCGUGGGCAGUAGUCUACUCCUGGACCUCUCAACUGGACUGGACCAUCCUGGACUUGUCCCUAAUUUCCACCAUAAAACCAGGAAACCUGGACUGACUAAAACCUGUGCUUUUUUCGAUGAAUCCACAUUCCUACUAUAAGUAAACAUUAUACAGCUGGUUAAUAUGUGUAUUUUAAACUUAAGUGAGAAAACAAAUCUAUGGAAGAAGGGAGAAAAAAAUAUGGUUGUGAGCUGUCUCAAUUUCAGUUUUUGAAUAUUUGUGUGCUUUUGUCUUUUACUUUUGUGCAUUGAUUAUUAUCAAUGGAUUACUGUACUGAAAAAACGUAAUUGAGUGUUUCUCUUUCACUCACAGUAUGUUAAGUCAAAAAAAUAUAUUACAUUUUUCAAAACAGAGAAAUCGGUGGCUUAGUUGUCUAUGGUAAUAAUGUCAUUACUGUACUUUUAAAAAAUAAUUACUUUGUUUACUCUUUUACUUCAUCAGAUUCAGUAAUGAAAACAGGAAUUAGUCACUUUGUUUUGUUAAUUGAAUCAUGAAGUUUGUGUCUGCUAAUCAUUAGGCAGACCUAGGUCAACUAUUCUAAGUUCUGCAUUUUGUAGCUUUGCAGCCGCUGUAGGAUUUGUUUGACUUCUCACAAAAGAUAAAAACAUUUACUACAUGAUUACUAACUUAUUUUAGUUCUGGUUUGAUGCAGGUCUGAUGAAAUUAUGAGAACACACAGUUAUUGAUAGGAAAACAACAGUUAUUUUACUUGAAAGGUGUCUACUGUAUUCUACUGUACAAGGAAAUUUGACUUUUUGGUCUUGAUGAAUACUUGGUCACUGGACUAUGGUGUAGUACUGUUCAAGAGACUUGCCGGGCUCAGAUGAGCCUUAUGUGUAACGAUAAAAUGUAUUACUGUAUAUAGCACAUGAUUUAACAAAGAGAUUUAUGCAAGUACUGUGGGAGGCAUACUUCACUUGACAUUUUUCUGACCCCAUUUUUCUUUCUUGUAUUUCCACUACGUUAAUGAUGGACUGUUUUUGAAUCUUCUUGAAUUUUUGAAGGAUGCACACGUUUCAGUAUCAUCUGGAUCAUCUUUUUACUAAGAAAAAAGAAGAUAAAAAAUAUUACAAAUAAAUACAUUACUAAAGGAACAGAUGGAGUGUUUAGAGUGACGUGCAGUAAAAAGGCAGAUCUCACCUGGCAUGUAAAGUAUUAUUUAUAUUUGAACAAAGCCAUAUAAAAGUUAAAAUAAUGCAUUUUUUGCAAUUUCUUUAAUACAGAGAAUAUCACAGCGUAAUUAUAUUUACCCUAUUUUUUAUAUGGGAAUUGGAAACCUGUGAGCACACUGUGUAAGGCUCCUCAUAAUUUAGAUCGUACAAUAUUCAUAUGUUAACAGUUAGGAUAUGCAGUGUUAUGUUAAAAGUGACAAGAGAUACCAAAUGAAGAAAAAAGAAGAUAUUACAAAGGAAGUAAUGAAGUAGGUAAGAAACAUAUAGGAAAGAGUUAAAGUUAAGUUAUGAGAUGAGCACCUUUAUAAAGAUCCCAAACUUUGACAAAAAAGCAGAAUCGAUGUAAAAAUGCUGUUGUAUAGCAUGGAAUAUUUGAAUUCUAUAAAUCUACAAACCAUUUGGAAUUUCUUUCAACUAAGCCUGAAAUGGUAAAUGCAUAAUCAAAGUAAAAAGGUUUUUAAUAUCAUUCUUCAAUUAAAUUACUAUUCACUUUUCUGGACAGGACAUGUGCAGAGUAUAAUGUUGGGGAAGAUUCUGAAAGGUGACUGUUGUAGGCCAAAAAAGUAAAUAUGCUAUCUUUGAAACACAAUUAUGUAGGAAGAUACAAUUUCCAGAUGUAGAAAAUCUAUUUUGACAGUUACAUUAAUAGAGGAUAUAUUAAAAAAAAAUAACAUUUUCAGACUGUUUUGAAGGCUAGUUAAAAGUUUCUUAAGGGGUGGGGUUGCAUUAGAGGACUUUGUAAUCUUGACUUGAUAUUUCUACAAUCCUGGCUAUGGCCUGCCUCUAGUGAGUUUGCGAAGGUAAGACAUGACAGUAGUAAAGCAUUAUGAGCGCACACAAUUGGUGUUUUAAAUCAUUAUCUUCACUAGAUAUUUGCAGCAAUCAUAUUUUAAAUCAUACUCUUUAUACUGUAUAAAACAGUAUAUGGUUGAAAAAAAAACUCUUCCACUCCUGUCUAUCAUUUUCUUUGACUCCAUGUAAAAGAGAGGGGUGGGUUUUUGUUUUUAAGCAGUCAUUUUGAGGAGACUUGAUGCUAUGCUUUAAGUUAAUGUGCAAUGUUUGUGCUUUACACGGGUAGCGUUUUAUUGAUGAUGGACUGGAAUGGACUGACAGUCACUAGUUUUUUUCUGCCGUUUGAGCCAUGCCAUGAAGGUAUCAUGGCGGCGCUGAUGAUCUCACACUAUCGUCACUUGGGUGUUGAUGAGGUCACAGUGACAAUAAACAUUAAAUUCUGUUGGAUGUAGUUAAGCAGACAACUUUUUGGUGAAUUUAACAAUAAAGACAACUUACAAUUC
Molecule: messenger RNA, 8093 nt
Organism: Etheostoma spectabile (orangethroat darter)
Lineage: Eukaryota; Metazoa; Chordata; Actinopteri; Perciformes; Percidae
Product: KIAA1549-like a
Exons: 24
Coding region: 255-4922 (1555 amino acids)
Source: RefSeq, a predicted model, not a curated record